GAAUGAGUGGGUGUAAGAGAAAGGGGGAAAAGGCCGACUCCAUACAAAACAUUACUUUAUAUUCAUGCGUAUUCAUAAACGUUAAGUUCACGUCUAUUGGAAUUAAGCUCCAAGAAGUACCGAGUUACCGCUGACAGCGGGUCAUGCAGUUCUCUCUAAGGUAAUGAGCCGUAAAGCCCCUGGGUCUCGGCUUAGCAGCGCCCACAAACUGCACCGAAAUUGGAAUGAUUGGCAGCCCAGACUUGACAGCGCCUCAGCCAGUCAGGAGGUUGUGAAAAACAGUGCUUCUCAAGACAUUGGCCCAGCAGCCCUGUACAACGUGGUGCCCUCUGACAGCCCCGACUCUUUGCAGUUGCUACACAGCAAUGCCUACGCAGCCACCGAUUCACUUGAUCGGGAGGGUGAACAUGAAGCUGGUGGAGGUGGCUGUGAUACUACAUUUGGUUGGAAGCCGAUGGGGCAAGAGUUGAGGCUCAAUGACGUGAACGCGGAUUUGACUCCUUUUCAGCAUGGAAACCGUGCUUUAACUUCCAAGGACAUGAGGAAAUCACAGGACCGAGGCAUGCCUCACUCAGAGGAGUCGCGACUGGCCAACCUGCUGCGCCGCGUUUCCCGUGAGGAUGACCGGGAGCGCAGGCUGCUAACCCUCAAACAACUGAAGGAGUUCAUCAGCCACAGUGAGAACAAAGGGGCCCUGGUGAAACAGAUGGAAACCACCUUGAGUACCCUGAAUGAAGUUUUGAAUGAAAGCAGUAAGCUGCUGUGGGAGAUGAGGCAGGAGGCCGCGGCUUGCCUGGGCCUCCUGUGUGGAGCCAUCAGCUACGAGGCCGAGCGCAUCUUCAAGUGGCUCUUUCUGAAGUUCAGCGGCUCCAGCCGGGACGAGGUGAAGCUGCUGUACCUGAUCGCCAUGCAGCGGGGCCUGGAGGCGGCCGGAGAGAGGAAGGCCUUCACCCAGGUCAUGCAGCUUGUGAUGAGCAGUCUGCAGUCCAUCCUGGAGAACCUGGACACGCCAGAGCUGCUGUGUCAGAGUGUCAAGUGCAUUCUGCAGGUGGCCCGCGCCUACCCUCACGUCUUCAGUACUAACUUCAGGGACACGGUUGAUAUCCUGGUAGGCUGGCACAUCGACCACACACAGAAGCAGUCGCUCACCACAAACGUCUCAGGCUGGCUGCAGAGUUUGGAGCAGUUCUGGGUUGCAGACCUCGCCUUCUCCACCACCUUGUUGGGGCAGUUCCUGGAGGACAUGGAAGCCUAUGCCGAGGACCUGAGCCACGUGGGCUCUGGGGAGGCCCUGGACGAGGACGUCCCCCCACCCACGGUGUCCCUCCCCAAGCUGGCAGCGCUGCUGCGCGUGUUCAGCACGGUGGUGCGCAGCAUCGGGGGCCGCUUCAGCCCCACGCGGGGCCCGCCCAUCACCCAGGAAUACGUGUCCGACAUCCUCAACAGGGUGUUGUCCUGCGUCAGCACCGCCCGGCAGGUGCUGUUCUCCGAGGCGGUGCUCACGGCGGGGAACGAGUGCGUGAGCGUGCUCCUGGUCAGCCUGGAGCCCUCGGCCCAGCUGACGGAGGUGGUGCUGGCCUACGGCCUGGACCAGCUCGCCGCCUGCCACGGCUGUGGGCUGGACUACAGCCUCGCCGUCCUGGGCCUCCUCACCCUGAUUGUGGACCAGAUCAACACCAGGUUACCCGUGUCAUUUGUGGAGAAACUGUUGGCACCAAACUCUCAACUGUUGGAGCUUCGCUUCCACAGGGAGAAAGAGGUGAUGGCUGCCACGCACGGCGUGUACCAGGCGCUGCUGAGCCUGAAGAACAUCCCUACCCUCGAGGCAGCCUACAAGCUGGUGCUGGGAGAGAUGUCCUGCGGCGUGGACAGCCUCCUUGCCCCGCUGGAGGACGGCCCCGCCCCGUCCCCCUCCACUGACAUCCAGCACCCUGCCUUCGCCUCGGUGCUCCUGCCCCCAGAGAGGGCCGAGUUCACCCUCAUCUUCGACCUCGGCGCCCUCACUACCAUCGGCAACACCAAGAACUCCCUCAUCGGGAUGUGGGCUCUGUCUCCCACAGUGUUUGCUUUGCUCAGUCAGAACCUGCCCCUGGUUCACUGUGAGCUGGCUGUGCACUACCCAGCGGUCCAGUACUCUGUGUUGUACACGCUCUAUUCCCACUGCACAAGGCACGACCACUUCAUCUCAGCGAGCCUGUCCACCUCAUCACCGUCCCUGUUUGACGGGGCCGUCAUCAGCACCGUCACCACGGCGACAAAGAAACACUUCAGCACCCUCCUGAGUCUUCUGGGCUCCCUGUUGUCCAAGGAGCAUCUCUACCCAGAGGCCAGGAAGCUCUUGCUAACUUGGGCCCAGGAGAUUUCUUUGCUGAUGAAGAAAACUGACACCUAUGCGCCCCUGUUCUCAUUGAACUCCUUCCACAAGUUCUGCAAAGGCGUGCUGGCCAACGCUCUGAACGAGGAACCCACUGUCUGCCUCCAGAGCUGCAACAGUCUGCAGGUUCUCUCUGCAUCCCUGUCCACUGAAUUACUACAGCGGUGUGUGGACGUGUGCAGAGUCCAGCUGGUUCACUCCAUGGUCCGGGUGAGGCAGGCCUACGGCAAGCUGCUCAGGACCAUCCCCCUGAGUGUGGCCCUCGGUAACCACAGCCACCCAGAGAUGGGGGAGAUCUCCAUGACCAUCCGUCGCCACAUGGGGCGCUCCCCGAGUGGCACGCUGCACCCGCAGGACUUCAGCGACAUCAUCAGCUUCAUCCUGUACGGAGCCGUGCACCGCGGGGGUAAGGACCCGUGGCUGGAGCGUCUGUACCACAGCUGCCAGCGGCUGGAGAAGCGUGCGGGGGAGGCCGGGGGCUCGGCCGCCGCCGCCGGGGGCGGGGCCGGGGGCGUGGCCCGCGGCCUGCUGAAGACGGAGGUGGUGCUGUGGCAGUGGGCCGUGUGGGAGGCGGCGCAGUUCACCGUCCUCUCCAAGCUGCGCACGCCACUGGGCCGAGCGCAGGACACCUUCCAGACCAUCGAAGCCAUCAUCCGGAGCCUGGCGGCCCACAGCCUGAACCCGGAGCAGCAGGAGCUGGGCGCGUGGAGCGGCGCCGGCGGGGACAGCGAGGGCCACCACUCCAACCAGCUGCGGCUCACGCUGCUGCUGCAGUUCCUGGAGAACCUGGAGAAGCUCAUGUACAACGCCUACGAGGGCUGCGCCAACGCCCUGACCGCCCCGCCCAAGGGUAUACGGACGUUCUUCUACACUAACCGCCAGACGUGCCAGGACUGGCUGACCCGGAUCCGGCUGGCGCUGAUGAGGGUGGGGCUGCUCUCGGGCCAGCCCGCCGUCACCGUGCGCCACGGCUUCGACCUGAUGACGGAGAUCAAGAACAGCAACACCCAGGGCCCAGAGCUGGAGGUGCCCUUGAUGAUGCUGGUCGAGGCUCUGUGCGAGCUGCGCUGCCCCGAGGCCAUCCAAGGCCUGGCCGCCUGGAACCUCUGCAACACGGGCAAGAGCCUGGCCUGGCUGUCGUCGGUGGCCCUGCAGGCCGAGGGACGCUUUGAGAGGGCGGCGGUGGAGUACCAGGAGCAGCUGACGGCCGUCACGGGGACGGACUGCUCCAUCCUGGGCUCUGAGCGCCUGCUGAAGCUGUCCUCCUCCAGUGGCAGCAGCGGAGCGGUGUCCAGCCCCAAGCACACGGGCAACGGCGAGGGCAGGAAGACGGUGCUGCUGAAGUCCACGGAGUGCUCCUCGGAGGUGCUCAACUUCCUGGCCAACAAGGCGUGCCAGUGCUACGUGGCCCUGUGCGACUGGCCCUCGGUGCAGGAGUGGCAGGCCAGCGUCCAGGCCCUCAAGAAGAACUCCUCGCCGACCGGGGUGCACCUCAAGAUGGACUUCAACUACAUCCAGGCCCUCAGCCACUUCGAGGACGGGGACUUUGAGCAGUGCGGUGCCCAGCUGGAGCUUCUGCCCGGGGAGGACUGCAGCCUGCUCAGCGCCACCGGCGCCAAGGACAAGCUGGAUCUGAAGCGCCUGCUGCCCUCGGUGCUGAGCCUGGACCCCUCGGAGCUCCAGAAGGCCAUCGAGGUGCAGCUCCUCCGCAGUGCCGUCAGCGCCAUGAGCGUCGCCAGCAGCCCGCCGGAGCACAAGGCCACGCAGAGCACCGAGACGCUGGUCCGCUACCUGAAGCAGACGGGGCGCAUCACCCUGGGCCCGCUGCGCCUCUCCACCCUGACGCUGGCCAGCGGCCUCCCCAGCGUGUCCACCCUGCAGCUGCACUGCAUCACCGCCCUGGACAGCACCCUCACCGGACACGAGGACUGUGUGAUCCCUCUGGACAGCGAGGCCCUGAGCUCCUGUAAGCAGCAUGACGUGCAGCCCUGGCUCCAGGCCCUGCGCUACACGGUGUUCCAGAGGCGGCUCCUGCUCAAGCUCAAAGGGUCCUCCGCAGCCGUCGAUGGCCACUUCAUGGAGCUGUGUCUCGUGGCCGUCAAGUUCGCCCGCAAACAGGGCAACGUCGCCCUGGCAACCCGGCUGCUCAGCCAGUGCAGCGACCCGGCGGCGGGGGUGGGGGCGGACGAGGAGCUGGCCUCCUCCUUCAGGGGCCUGAGCCUGGAGGGCGCGGCCGUGGAGAGGUGGGGGCCCGAGCUGCAGAUGGAGAAGGCCAAGGUGCUCUACACGGCAGGCCAGUCAGUGUCGGCCAUGGUGGCCCUGAGCUCGUGUGCGCUCUCCUACGGCCACCUGGGGAAGUGUGAGCCGGCCGCGUGCCGCUCGGUCCUCAACCUGUGCAAGUGGCUCCUGGUGGACUGGAAGGACUUGACCCCGCAGCUCAAACAGGUGGUGAACAACACGUGUGGCGUCAACAGCACCACCGGCACAGCACCGGGCGCCGCGUCGCUCCUCAGCCGCAACAUCGCCGCCCUGCUGGCCCUGCCCCUGGGGGAGCCGGCCACCUCCCGCAUCACCCCCGAGAGCACAGUGAGCGUCGGCGUUGGGGAGGCAGACUUCGUCCUCGGCCAGCUCUACCAGCUCUCCACCAGCCUGGCUCCAGAGAUGGCCAAGUCCUGGGCCGCCCUGGCCAGCUGGGCCUACCGCUGGGGGCGGAAGGUGGUGGACAACGCCAGCCAAGGGGAGGGGGUACCUCUGCUCCCCGGGGAGAGGAAGGAGAUCGAGGAGCUGCUGCCCGACGCCAGCGAGGAGGACAAGAACCUCAUCUUCAGCAUCCUCGGGCAGGCCAUGUGCCGGCAGGCUGGCAUACAGGACGAGGACCUGGCGCUGCAGCAGGAGGACGAGGAGGACGACCUGGUGGACGUCAUCUGGAGGCAGCUGCUGGCCUCCUGCCCCUGGCUGGGGGAGGCGGGUCCGGCUGUCACCGAGGGCCUGGUCCGGGUCUGGAGGAGGGUGGCGGACCGCAUCUUCAGCCUGUACCGCGUGGCCUGCACCGCCUACUUCACCUUCCUCAAGCUCAACGCCGGGAAGCUCCCCGUCAACGAGGACGACCCCAAGCUCCUGCGGUCCAGCGACGCCUGCAAGCAGAGCAACGACGACAUGAUCGUCAUGGCGACGCUGCGGCUGCUGCGGCUGCUGGUGAAGCACGGCAGCGAGCUGAGGGACGGCCUGGAGCUGGGCCUGGCCUCCACGCCCACCGCUCCCUGGAGGGGAAUCAUCCCCCAGCUGUUCUCGCGCCUCAACCAUCCCGAGGUCUACAUCAGACAGAGCAUCUGCAGCCUGCUGUGCCGCGUGGCCCAGGACUCCCCCCACCUCAUCCUGUACCCCGCCAUCGUGGGCUCGCUGUCCCUGGGGGGCGACGCCCAGAGCACCGGGGGAAAGCUCCCGUCCGGCCUCACCCCGUUCCUGGGGGUCAUGGCGGUGGAGGGCGAGGAGGAGCCCAGCCUGCCCACCUCCCAGGAGAGCUCCGGGGGCGGCGAGGGCAGCGGGGAGGACCUGGGCGCGCUGUGCUCCAGCCUGGACCAGGCCAUGAUGCAGGACUGCUACAGCAAGAUCGUGGAGAAGCUGGCCUCGGCCAACCCCACCAUGGUGGUGCAGGUGCAGCUGCUGGUGAGCGAGCUGCGCAGGGUGACCCUCCUCUGGGACGAGCUGUGGCUGGGCGUGCUGCAGCAGCAGCACAUGCACGUGCUGCGCCGGGUUCAGCAGCUGGAGGAGGAGGUCAAGAGGGUCCAGAACAACAACACGCUGCGCAAGGACGAGAAGCUGGCCAUCAUGCGGGAGAAGCACUCGGCGCUGAUGCGCCCGGUGGUGUUCGCCCUGGAGCACGUGUGCAGCAUCACGGCGGCGCCCGCCGAGACGCCCCACGAGACCUGGUUCCAGCAGACCUACCGGGACGCCAUCGGCAACGCCCUGGAGCGGCUGCAGAGCCCCAACAAUCCCGCCAACCCCGCCAGCAGCUGGGCCCCCUUCAAGCAGAUCAUGCUAAGCCUCCAGCAGCGCUCCCAGAAGAGGGCCAGCUACCUGCUGCACCUCAACGAGAUCAGCCCGCGGCUGGCCUCCAUGGCCGCCACGGAGAUCGCCAUGCCGGGGGAGGCGUCGGUCACGGACGCCAUCACCAUCCAGAGCGUGGGCCACACCAUCACCAUCCUGCCCACCAAGACCAAGCCCAAGAAGCUCUUCUUCCUGGGCUCGGACGGACGCAACUACCCCUACCUGUUCAAAGGUCUGGAGGACCUGCACCUGGACGAGCGCAUCAUGCAGUUCCUGUCCAUCGUCAACACCAUGUUCACCAAGGUGAACCAGAAGGAGACGCCCCACUUCACGGCGCGCCACUACUCGGUGACGCCGCUGGGCUCGCGCUCGGGCCUCAUCCAGUGGGUGGACGGCGCCGUGCCUCUCUUCGGCCUCUACAAGCGCUGGCAGCAGAGGGAGGCGGUGCUGCAGGCCCAGAAGCUCCAGGACUCCCUGCAGGCCCAGCCCGCGCCCCUGGUCCCGCGGCCCAGCGAGCUGUACUACAGCCGCAUCGGCCCGGCGCUGAAGGCCAUGGGGCUCAGCCUGGACGUGUCGCGGCGCGACUGGCCGCUGGGCGUCAUGAAGGACGUCCUGAAGGAGCUCAUGGAGACCACCCCCCCCAACCUGCUGGCCAAGGAGCUGUGGUGCUCCUGUACCACGCCCAGCGAGUGGUGGAGGGUCACCCAGUCCUACGCCAGGUCCACCGCCGUCAUGUCGAUGGUGGGUUACAUCAUCGGCCUCGGCGACCGUCACCUUGACAACGUCCUCAUCGACAUGACCACCGGAGAGGUGGUGCACAUCGACUACAACGUGUGCUUCGAAAAAGGCAAGAGCCUCCGUGUCCCCGAGAAGGUUCCGUUCCGCAUGACCCACAACAUCGAGACCGCCCUGGGGGUCACUGGUGUGGAGGGCAUCUUCAGGCUGUCCUGUGAGCAGGUGGUGCAGAUGAUGCGGCGCGGCCGGGAGACGCUGCUCACGCUGCUGGAGGCCUUCGUGUACGACCCGCUGGUGGACUGGACCGCCGGCGGCGAGGUGGGCUUCGCGGGGGCCGUGUACGGCGGCGGCGGCGGCGGGCAGCAGGCGGAGAACAAGCAGAGCAAGAGGGAGAUGGAGCGCGACAUCACGCGCUCGCUCUUCUCCUCGCGCGUGGCCGAGAUCAAGGUGAACUGGUUCAAGAACCGGGAGGAGAUGCUGGGCGUGCUGCCCCAGGUGGAGGAGGCGGUGGGGGAGUACCUGGCUCUACAGGAGCUGCUGUGCCAGGGGGAGAAGCUGCAGGCCAAGCUGCUGGAGGAAGCCUCCUUCCUGGAGGGGGCGGAGAACCACGCCGACCACCUCAUCGUCAGCCUGGAGCAAAGGUACUCUGAACACACCCAGCUGCAGUCCCGCCAGCGCACGGCGCAGGAGGCCAUCCAGAGCAAGCUGACGGACCUGGACCAGUGGAUCUCCCAGUACCAGGCGGCCUUCGCCAGCCUGGAGGCCACGCAGCUGGCCAGCCUGCUGCAGGACAUCAGCAGCCCCAUCGACCUCGGCCCCCCCAGCUACGUCCCCGCCACGGCCUUCCUGCAGAACGCGGGCCAGGCCCACCUGAUCGGGCAGUGCGAGGGCCUGGAGGCGGAGGUGGGGGGGCUGCUGCAGCAGCGCCGGGGGGCCCUGCGCGGCUGCCUGGAGCAGCUGCACAGCUACGCCACGGCGGCGCUGCUGUACCCGCGGGGCGCCCUGCUGCGGCACCGCGCCCACCGCUGGAGGGCCUGGAUGGAGGGGCUGCUGGGCGGCAUGACGGCCGAGCGCUGCCAGGACGUCUACAGGAGCUACGAGGCGCUGUUCGCGCCCCAGCCGCCACCGGCCAGCUGCCAGUUCCUGUCGGCCUGCGAGCUGGCCCUGCAGCAGCAGGUGGCGGAGGUCAACGGGCGCGUGCUGCGGCAGGCGGAGCGGCUGAAGGCCGAGGGCACCUCCACCCACACCUGUGAGGAGCAGCUGGCGGAGAUCGAGCGCUGCAUCGCCGCCUUCCAGCGGGAGAACGGCGAGCAGGGCUCCCUCAGCCUGGCCGCCAUCAUCACCUCCGCCCUCUGCGCCCUCUUGAGGCGUAACCUGAUCAUGGAGGGUGCGGCGGCCAGCGCCGGGACGCAGCUGGUGGGGCUGGAGUCCCGGGACGGAGCCUGGUUCCUGGAGGAGCUGUGCAGCAUGAGCUCCAACGUGGGCAUGCUGACCACGCUGCUGCAGCGCUGCCAGCUGCUGCCCCACGACCUGGACCUGCCCGCCCCCGCCCACACCCUGCAGGUGGUGUACCUGGCCAACGGCGUCUACACCUGCCUGCACGAGCUGAACGCCAACUUCCGUCAGAUCAUCUUCCCCGAGGCGCUGCGCUGCCUGCUGAAGGAGGAGCCCACGCUGGAGGCCAUGCUGGCGGAGCUGGAGCAGCUGGUGGAGCAGGCCUCCGACGGCCUGGACCUGCAGGGGCUGGUGGAGGGCCUGCAGGCCGGCCUGCUCGCCUCCUCCAUAGGGCUGGACCGCGACGCCCAGGCCCGCUGCCUGCACAUCACCAGGAUGCUGCGGGCGCAGUACUCUGAGCUCAUCCAGCCCCGCGUGCUGGAGGCCGCCGGCCUGGAGCCGCCCAAGAUGUCCGCCGGGCAGAUGCUACUGGUGGCCUUCGACGGGAUGUUCGCCCAGCUGGAGACGGCGUUCGGGCAACUCGUCGACAAGCUGAGCUCCCUGGAGGUGCCCCCCGCCUGGCAGAAGGUGGACGUGAUGUGGGAGGCGCGGGGGUCCCGGGGCCUGCUGCUGGCCAGCCCGUCGCAGCGCCGCGUCCAGGAGGAGGUCUUCUUCCUGCAGAGGCUGCUCACCAUCCGGGACUUCUUCAGGCUCUGCAGCUCCUUCGCCCGCACCCUCUCCGCCACAUCCCCUCCGGCUGCAGAGGACAGCCCCGCCCCCAACGGGCCGGGGGUCCACCGCGGCCCGGGGGCCGGCCCCGGGCCCGGGGCGGCGGUGGUGAGCGAGGAGCAGAUGGCGCGGCCCAUCAAGUGCUUCACGGCGGAGUACGUGCGGCAGAUGGUGCUGGGGCUGCCCACCCAGGCGCUGGGCCUGGCCCUCUGCAGCACGCUGUCGGCCCUGGGCCUGGACCUCAUGGCCCAGGUGGAGGCCAAGGACUUCGGGGCUGACGCCAAGGUCUCCCUGGAGGACCUGUGCAAGAAGGCGGUGGAGGAGGGCCUGGCCUCGGGCCGGCUCUCCCAGCUGCUGCUGACCCGCGCCACCGUGCUGGCCUCCUCCUACGACACGGCCUGGAAGAAGGUGGACCUCAUGCGCCGGCUGGACUCCAGCCUGGACGCGGCCAAAGUCAGCCUGCAGAGGACCCAGCAGCACCUCGCCAUGUUCCAGUGGCAGCACGAGGACGUGCUGGGGUCCCGGAGCCAGCAGCUGAGUGUCAACCCCCCGCCCAGGUCCGUCAUCCUGGGCAACAUGAAGAAGAAGCUCUACAAGCUGAGCCAGGACGAGGCGGCCAUCGCAGCCGUGCAGGAGAAGCUGGCCAACCUGGAGGCCAGCAUCGAGCAGCGUCUGAAGUGGGCGGGCGGGGCCAACCCGGCCCUGGCCCCCGUGCUGCAGGACUUUGAGCUCACCAUCGGGGAACGCCGGGCCAUGGUGGGCCGGGAGAACCAGCGCACCAGCCAGGUCACCUUCCUGUGCUCCACCAUCCUGAGCUUCGAGGGGCUGCGCACGCGGACCCCCGAGGCGCUGAGCAUGGACGCGGCGCUGUUGGACCUGCUGAAGCGCUGCCAACAGACCUGCUGCUACGCCUCCCAGUUCAGCAACACGGUGUCCCCCCUGGAGCUGGAGCUGCUGCAGAGACUGAGCCCCGCCCUGGCCCUGCCCAUCGGCACCGCUGAUUGGCUGGCGUGUGCCCAGAAGCAGCUGAGCCAGGAGCUGACGGAGCAGCAGGCGGUGCAGGAGGAGCGGGAGCAGCAGCUGGACGCCUGCGGCGACACGCUGCAGCUGCUGGUCGACUCCAUCAAGGGCAUCCUGUCGGUGCACAACCGGCAGCUGGCCGACGUCAAGCACCUGCUGCGCGCCAUGGCCAAGGACGAGGAGAGUGCGCUGGUGGAGGGCGAGGAGGUGGCGUACGAGGGCAGCGUGCGGGCCUUCCUGCAGGAGUACAAGGCGUGGCAGGACAACAUGCAGAUGGUGCUGUUCAGCGUGGUGCAGGCCAGCGGGCAGCCGCGCAGCGCAGAGCAGACGGAGCUGCUGCAGGAGAUCCCCGCCACGCUGAAGGAGCUGCUGGCCCAGAGCCAGAGUGUCUACAACGGGCUGGUGGGCUUCGCCUCCCCCCUGGUGACCCAGAGGGAGAGCGACUGCGUCAGCCCCACCUCCAGCGCGCAGAGCAGCUUCGCAGCAGCCGUGCGCUCCACCAGCGGGAAGACCCAGCCCGACUCCAUGUCUCAGAACGCCCGCAGGGCUCUGCCUCGCCACCUGGGCACCCCCGCCGACACCCCCCCCGGGCCCCUGGUGACGGCCAGCAAGGCCCUGAACCCCAGCCCCAAGCGGGCCAUACGGGACCCCAAGACGGGCCGAGCGGUCCAGGAGAGGAACUCGUACGCCGUGAGCGUGUGGAAGCGGGUCAAAGCCAAGCUGGAGGGCCGAGACGUGGAUCCCAGCCGGAGGAUGAGCGUCACUGAGCAGGUGGAGUACGUGAUCAAGGAGGCCACCAGCGUGGACAACCUGGCCCAGCUGUACGAGGGCUGGACGGCCUGGGUGUGAACGGGGGCCGGCCUUCGGUCUCUUUGGUCCAGCAGAGGCUCGUGAUCCUCCCGGCGUCCUGACGGGUCUGGGGGACGGAGGAGCCGCGCAGCACUGAGCGCCACCGCGUGGACGGGAGGUGGGAGGGGGAGCAGACACGCCCCCACCUCCAAACUCCCCACGCGUUAGUGUGAUGGGGGGGUUCACGUCGACCUGGAAGGGAGAGGGGUGGGGGAUCAACCCCACACCCACCACCACCACCACCACCUACAACACUCCUGGGCAAACACGAUUCUGGCCAAUGGUUCACAGAGGGGGUCCGGGGGGGGGGGGGGGGGGUCCAACCGGGCCCUUUGGUGGCAUUUGUUUUGACCGCAACGGGCCCCUCCCUGAAGGGGACGGAUGAAGAGAUGGAAGCGAAGCAAGAGGACCUGGGACGGACGGGGCAACGAAGGCGAAGGCCUGCCCUUUCCCGCCCUCACCCCCUCCCCUUGCCUGUGCGCACCCACCCCACCCCCGCCCCAUUGGGGGGCUCCUUCCUUCUGCGUCUGGCCGUGUGCGCGUUGACGGGCCGAACCCAAGGAAGGGUCCCAGUGGCUGCAGAACCAGGCGUUGGGGGCGUGACGUCUCCUGGCCUGGCCAUCGUCGGCCCGUCGUCCUCUGAAGCCCAGUUGGUGUGCCCCACCUUCCUGCUAGGAUGAGGGGUUUGAAAUAAAAGGCCUUGAUUUGGCUCCGUCGGCUUAUUUGUUCAAUCUGUUCCUAAAUCGUACAGGAACUCGAUUCUGUGGCCGGAUAACGAGGCUUCAAUGAACUUCCCACCCGAAGCCUGAACAACAACGAGGAGGAAUCGACCGGGGAGUGGAUCGUGUAACCAUUGUCCCUGAGAACUUUGUCAACUAUAUUUUAAACAAACCUCCUCGGUGUCGGAAGCGUUGUAAGAUGGAAGGGGAGGAGGUUUUUAGUUUCUUCAGGGAGAUUCUUUGUGUUGCAGUUAAGAGGCGGACACCCUGUGAUGGUGAGUCUGCAGCGGUCGGGCGUUUCUGUCGGACUCGCGCGUCUACGGUCCAACAACGGUCGGUCGGGUACAGGGGGCUGACGCAGGCCACUCAAAUCUCCUUUUGCUUUGGUGUACAUCUUUAAUCUUUGUGUCGUGUAUAUUUUUGCUCCUUAUUGUUUCAAGGAGAACGCGCUGAAAAGUGGAUUGCUUCAUUUGUUUUGACCUGUGAGAAGCCGUCUUUGGUGUGUAAACCUAACGCUUGCUUUUUUUUAUUGAUAUUGACUUCUAGUUUUACAUUUUUAGUGGGAAGAAUUAAAGGAUUGUGUUUUCGGUGGUGGUGUAAACUGUUUCUUAAUAGAUUUUACUGGGUUUUGUUUGAUGCCAAAUAAACAUAAGAUUGGAUUAAGUUUUA
Gadus morhua (Atlantic cod) is the source of this 12576-nucleotide messenger RNA. RefSeq names its product SMG1 nonsense mediated mRNA decay associated PI3K related kinase (gene smg1). Gene Ontology annotation, biological process: phosphorylation; telomere maintenance; DNA repair. Gene Ontology annotation, cellular component: chromosome; nucleus. The transcript is spliced from 64 exons. Lineage: Eukaryota; Metazoa; Chordata; Actinopteri; Gadiformes; Gadidae. The coding region runs from base 164 to 11188 and encodes 3674 amino acids. Gene Ontology annotation, molecular function: protein serine/threonine kinase activity; protein binding. The record is from RefSeq and is a predicted model, not a curated record.